Messenger RNA from Lycium barbarum (goji berry), 1278 nucleotides. RefSeq lists its product as uncharacterized. The record is from RefSeq and is a predicted model, not a curated record. The transcript has 2 exons. NCBI's taxonomy places the organism in Eukaryota, Viridiplantae, Streptophyta, Magnoliopsida, Solanales, Solanaceae. Bases 264 to 1019 code for a protein of 251 amino acids.
CAAUAAUCUGCAAACGUGAUAAUUUAAGAAAUAAAUGUCUUCUAAAGAAAAAGUUGCUAAAACAGGGAAGAAACUAAAUUGGAGAAGGAAUAACCUCAUCUCGCACUUAACUUGACUUGGUCUUUUCAUUUUAUUUAUGGCAAUAGUCAACUCGCACUCAGCUGACUUGGUCUUUUUAUUUUAUUUAUGGCAAUAAUCAACAGACUAAUUAGUCUAGUGUCACUAUUUUAUUAUGUAUAUGGAAUAAUGGAAAAACUAUAUAUAUGUCUGAUUGUCUUCUUAGAGACCGUAUCACUACUACCUUGGAGCAAAUUAAAGCAAUGGCUAAGAUGAUUUCCUUCCUUGCUUCUCUACUAAUUAUCCUUGCGAUAUUCAUCCAAAAAACCCACGCAGUAGAUUACGCCGUCACCAACAGGGCCGCAAACACCCCCGGCGGUGCCCGUUUCAACAGAGAUAUCGGUGCCCAAUAUAGCAAGCAGACAAUGGCAUCUGCCACUUCCUUCAUAUGGAGGACCUUCCAGCAGAACUCAGCAGCUGCCCGCAAAAACGUGGCAAAAGUAAGCAUGUUUGUCGAUGACAUGGGCGGAGUAGCUUACGCUAGCAACAACGAGAUUCAUGUUAGCGCUAGGUACAUCCAGAGUUACUCUGGUAACGUAAAGAGAGAGAUUACUGGAGUAUUAUAUCACGAGAGCGCACAUAUUUGGCAGUGGAACGGGAACGGUCGAGCUCCUGGAGGAUUAAUUGAAGGGAUUGCUGAUUAUGUGAGGCUCAAAGCUGGAUAUGUACCCAGUCACUGGGUGAAACCAGGGCAAGGCAACCGAUGGGAUCAAGGCUACGAUGUGACUGCUAGAUUUCUUGAUUACUGCAACAGCUUGAGAAGUGGGUUCGUAGCACAACUUAACAAGAAGAUGAGAACUGGUUAUAGUAAUCAGUUCUUUGUUGAGCUGUUGGGAAAGACGGUUGAUCAACUUUGGAGGGAUUACAAAGCUAAAUUCCCCGCAGUGAAUGAGGCUGCCUAAUUAUACCGAAAAUGAGAAAUAUCAUCUAAUGCCUUCGUACAAAUUCAAGACCAUGUGUUAUGGUCUUGUUAAAUAAUAAUAGUAAAAAUAAUAAGUACAAGGAUUAAUUACAAGUUAUCUCACUCAUGUAACUAAUUUUUCUUUUUGUUGUUAAUCGUUUGGUAUCCGGAGAUUUUCUGCACAUAAGCGCUAUUGAAGAAUGAAGCGCCCCUAUUAAGAAUUUCUCCGUUUCCGGGGCUUGAACCCAAGACCGGUUAAU